Messenger RNA from Aspergillus caelatus, 2631 nucleotides. Its product is annotated as FAD binding domain-containing protein. Gene Ontology annotation, biological process: spliceosomal snRNP assembly. The record is from RefSeq and is a predicted model, not a curated record. NCBI's taxonomy places the organism in Eukaryota, Fungi, Ascomycota, Eurotiomycetes, Eurotiales, Aspergillaceae. Gene Ontology annotation, cellular component: spliceosomal complex. The transcript has 8 exons. Gene Ontology annotation, molecular function: FAD binding; RNA binding. The coding region runs from base 1 to 2631 and encodes 876 amino acids.
AUGGCUCAAACGCAAGAGAAAUACGAUAUUGUCAUCGUGGGCGCAGGCCCUGUUGGCAUUCUUUUGUCCCUGUGUAUGUCACGAUGGGGUUACAAGGUUAAGCACAUCGACAACCGCCCAGUUCCCACUGCCACAGGUCGCGCCGAUGGUAUCCAGCCUCGUUCCACUGAGAUUCUCCGUAACCUCGGUUUGAAGCGCCAAAUCAUGGCCUACAAGCCCGCUAAGGUCUACGAUGUCGCAUUCUGGGACCCUCUCUCCGGGGAUCAAGGUAUUCAUCGCACUGGCAGCUGGCCUAGUUGCCCACGUUUCAUUGAUACCAGAUAUCCUUUCACAACCCUUGUUCACCAGGGAAAGAUCGAGCGGGUAUUUUUGGACGAGAUCCAAAAGGCUGGUACCACUGUUGAGAGACCCUGGACUAUUACAGGGUUCAAGAAUGAUGGCUUGGACGAGACAUACCCCGUUGAAGUGCAGCUGAAGUGCCUUGACACCAAUGUCAUCGAGACGGUCCGCUCUAAGUACCUCUUCAGCGGUGAAGGAGCCCGGAGUUUUGUUAGACAGCAGCUUGGGAUCCAAAUUCAUCACAAGGAUCCUAUCUCAUAUGUGUGGGGUGUUAUGGACGGUGUAGUGAGGACGAACUUCCCUGAUAUCGAGACCAAGUGCACAAUCCACUCUGAUGCUGGUUCGAUCAUGGUCAUUCCCCGUGAGGACAACAUGGUCCGUUUGUAUGUCCAGAUCGCUUCAUCCUCGGAUCCCGACUUCAACCCAAGAAAGACAGCGACUGCGGAGGAAGUCCAAGAGACUGCGAAGAAGAUUCUGAAGCCGUACUGGGUCGAAUGGGACCGCGUGGAGUGGUACUCUGUCUACCCAAUUGGUCAGGGUAUCUCCGAGAAGUACACCCUGGACGAGCGGGUCUUCAUGGGUGGAGAUGCCUGCCACACUCACAGUCCCAAGGCCGGCCAGGGUAUGAACACUGCAUUCCACGACGCUUUGAACAUGGCUUGGAAGCUCCAUGCUGUCGAGUCCGGACUCGCCGAUCGCUCUAUUCUGAGCACAUAUGAAACUGAGCGCAAAGACAUUGCAGAGACUUUGUUAAACUUUGAUGCGAAAUACGCCGCCCUGUUCUCCAAGCGUCGCCCCACUGCUGGAGAGGUUGGCUCCGCUAGCCAUGCCACUGUUGCGUCUGGCAAUGAAGAGGAGGAUGAGUUUGUUAAGACCUUCAAAUCGUCAUGCGAAUUCACCAGCGGUUAUGGUGUUGCCUACAAGCCGAACGUCUUCAACUGGGAUUCUAGCCACCCGGCCAAGUCGUCACUGUUCGACGUUCCCGGCGUGAGACUGACCGCAGGACGCGCUUUCACGCCCUCGACAGUUACUCGACUGGCAGAUGCCAACUUUGUGCAUCUGGAGCAAGAGGUGCCAGCCAAUGGUGCAUUCCGUAUCUUUAUCUUCGCAGGUAAACAGGAGAAGACAAAGAAGGCCAUCACCGAUCUUGCGGCAAACCUGGAAAAGGAACGCUCGUUCCUAUCGGUCUACCGUAGACCCGAUAUUGCUGAUGUUUCAUUCUUUGAGCGUCACCAGCCUCACUCCAAGCUCUUCACCCUCUGUCUGGUGUACGCUGCGCAGAAGAACCAGGUCGACAUGGAGGCUGUGCCGCAGAUUCUCCGCGAUUACCAUCACCACAUCUAUGCGGACGACAUCCCCGAUGUGAGAGUCCCUAAUGCCAAGUUCGCCGCACACGAGAAGCUUGGCUUUGACCCCGAGAUGGGUGGUGUGGUUGUCUGCCGCCCAGACAGCCAUGUUGCUUGUACCGUGCAGUUGGUGGAAGGCAGCGGCACCGCGGAUGCCCUGAACGCCUACUUUAACGCUUUCUCGACCAAGCCGUUGGGCCAGGACCAACAGCAAAGCCGUCUAGUCACUGAGCUUCGCCCUCAAGAUACUGAAGAGGAUCCCUACUACUACACUUUCAAGGUGCAAUGCACGUCCUGUCGGGAGACACACCCAAACUGGGUCAGCUUCAACCGUUUUGAGCAAUAUGAAAUUCCUGGAAGCCGCGGAGAGGCGAACUUUGUCUGGAAAUGCAAGCUUUGCCAAGUCAGUUUGUUCAUUUUCAAACGCCUCGCCCUGCCUGCAGCUAACAAGUGUGACCAGAAAACCCAUUCCGCCUCUAUUGUCGCAGGUCCCAACGUGUACGAAGCAGACGAGAAGCGCAAGGGCCGGAAAGUGAUCGAAAUUGACUGCCGCGGUCUUGAAUUUACCGAUUUUAAAGCUGAUGGCGACUGGGAGGCCAAGGGCACCGAGUCUUCCACCCCUUUUACUGCCAUCGACCUGUCUGAGGGCGAGUGGUAUGACUAUGACGAGAAAGCUGGAGAUGAAGUUGCCAUCAAAGAAAUUACCUGGGAGAUGUGCUCUAGGGUCGGUACGGAGAUGGUCAUUCGUCUUAAGUGGGGUCAGACUGAGUACAAGGGCAAGCUGGAGAGCAUCGACUCGUACAUGAACGUGCUGUUGCGGGACACGGAAGAGUUCAUUGAUGGAAAGAACACAGGAACCCUUGGGCUUGUGCUUAUUAGGUGUAACAACAUUCUCUGGAUGGGAUCGGCAGACAACGUCGAAAUGACUGAUUUGGGGCUGCGGUAG